AUGAUAUCAUUGCUGAUAAAUCCGGCAACUGGAAACAAUUCUUUGAUGUUCCUGAAUUUGAUGAUCCAAACGUCAAGAAUUUGGGUUGCCAAAGUUUCCACUAAAAAACCAGUCUUGUACACUCCAAAGGAAGGUGUCAAAUUGGGUAAGAACGGUAAGCCAAUCAGAAUUCUUGCUGUUGAUGUUGGUAUGAAAUACAACCAAAUUAGAUGUUUUGUUAGAAGAGGUGUUGAAUUGUUAGUUGUUCCAUGGGACUAUGAUUUCACCAAAGAAGAAUACGAUGGUUUGUUUAUCUCCAACGGUCCAGGUGAUCCAGCAGUCAUGAAUGAAACCGUUCAAAGAUUAAAGAACGUCAUUAAAGAAGGCAAAACUCCAAUUUUUGGUAUUUGUUUGGGUCAUCAAUUAUUGGCCAGAGCUACUGGUGCUUCUACUUUGAAAUUGAAGUUUGGUAAUAGAGGUCACAAUAUCCCAUGUACUUCUACUAUUUCUGGUAGAUGUUACAUCACUUCUCAAAACCAUGGUUAUGCUGUUGAUACCGAAACCUUAACUGAUGGUUGGAAGGAAUUGUUUGUCAAUGCCAACGAUGGUUCCAAUGAAGGUAUUUACCACGAAUCUAAACCAUUUUUCUCUGUUCAAUUCCAUCCAGAAUCCACUCCAGGUCCAAGAGAUACCGAAUUCUUGUUUGAUGUUUUCAUUCAAUCCGUUGUUGAAUUCAACAAAUCUGGUGUUUACAAACAAGUUGAAUUCCCAGGUGGUAAGAUUGCUGAAAACAGAGCUGCCCACCCAAGAGUUGAUGCCAAAAAAGUUUUGGUUUUGGGUUCUGGUGGUUUAUCCAUUGGUCAAGCUGGUGAGUUUGAUUACUCUGGUUCUCAAGCCAUUAAAGCUUUGAAAGAAGAAGGUAUUUACACCAUUUUGAUCAAUCCAAACAUUGCCACUAUUCAAACUUCUAAAGGUUUGGCUGAUAAAGUUUACUUUUUGCCAGUUACUCCAGAAUUUGUUAGAAAAGUUAUCGAACAUGAAAGACCAGAUGGUAUUUACUGUACUUUUGGUGGUCAAACUGCUUUGAGUGUUGGUAUUGCCUUGAAGGACGAAUUUGAAGGUUUGGGUGUUAAAGUCUUGGGUACCCAAAUUGAUACUGUUAUCACUACUGAAGAUAGAGAAUUGUUUGCUGCUGCCAUGUUGGAAAUCAACGAAAAAUGUGCCAGAUCUGAAGCUGUUAACAAUGUCCAAGAAGCCAUUGAAGCCGCUAAUGCUAUUGGUUAUCCAUUGAUUGUCAGAGCCGCUUAUGCCUUGGGUGGUUUAGGUUCUGGUUUCGCUGACAAUGAAGAAGAAUUGGUUGAUUUGUGUAACAAAGCUUUUGCCACUUCUCCACAAGUUCUUGUUGAAAGAUCCAUGAAGGGUUGGAAAGAAGUUGAAUAUGAAGUUGUUCGUGAUGCUUUUGACAACUGUAUUACCGUUUGUAACAUGGAAAACUUUGAUCCUUUGGGUAUCCAUACUGGUGAUUCCAUUGUUGUUGCUCCAUCCCAAACUUUAUCCGAUGAAGAUUACAACAUGUUGAGAACUACUGCUGUUAACGUCAUCAGACAUUUGGGAGUUGUUGGUGAAUGUAACAUUCAAUAUGCCUUGAACCCAUUCUCCAAGGAGUACUGUAUUAUUGAAGUCAAUGCUAGAUUGUCUCGUUCUUCUGCUUUGGCCUCUAAAGCCACUGGUUAUCCUUUAGCUUAUACUGCUGCUAAAUUGGGUUUGAACAUUCCAUUGAAUGAAAUUAAAAACUCUGUUACCAAAUCUACCAGUGCUUGUUUUGAACCUUCUUUGGAUUACUGUGUUGUCAAGAUUCCAAGAUGGGAUUUGAAGAAAUUCACCAGAGUUUCUGCUUUGUUGUCUUCUUCCAUGAAAUCUGUUGGUGAAGUUAUGUCCAUUGGUAGAACUUUCGAAGAAGCCAUUCAAAAGGCUAUUAGAUCAACCGAUUACCACAACUUGGGUUUCAACAAGACUGCUGCUUUGAUGUCUAUUGACAUUGACCAAGAAUUGCAAACUCCUUCUGAUCAACGUUUGUUUGCUAUUGCCAACGCUUUAUCCGAUGGCUACUCUGUUGAAAAAGUUUGGAAAUUAACCAACAUUGACAAAUGGUUCUUGAACAAAUUAGAUGGUUUGAUCAAAUUUGGUAACAAGAUUGCUUCUUAUGGUACUAAAGAAGAUGUUCCAGUUUCUAUCUUGAGACAAGCCAAACAAUUGGGUUUCGAAGAUAGACAAAUUGCCAAAUUCUUGGGAUCUAAUGAAGUUGCCAUUAGAAGAUUGAGAAAAGAUGCUGGUAUCAUUCCAUUUGUUAAACAAAUCGAUACCGUUGCUGCUGAAUUCCCAGCUUUCACCAACUAUUUGUACAUCACCUAUAAUGCUGAUUCCUCAGAUGUUAAAUUCGAUGACAAUGGUGUUAUCGUCUUGGGUUCAGGUGUUUACAGAAUUGGUUCCUCUGUUGAAUUCGAUUGGUGUGCUGUCAGAGCUAUUAGAACUUUGCGUGAAAACAACAUCAAGACUGUUAUGAUCAAUUAUAACCCAGAAACCGUUUCCACUGAUUAUGAUGAAGCUGAUAGAUUGUAUUUCGAAACCAUCAACUUGGAAAGAGUCUUGGAUAUUUAUGAAUUGGAACAAUCCUCUGGUGUUGUCAUCUCUAUGGGUGGUCAAACCUCAAACAACAUUGCCUUGCCAUUGUACAGACAAAAUGUCAAGAUCUUGGGUACUUCUCCAGAAAUGAUUGAUUCCGCUGAAAACAGAUACAAGUUCUCCAGAAUGUUGGAUAAAAUCGGUGUCGAUCAACCAGCUUGGAAAGAAUUGACUUCUAUUGACGAUGCUGAGUCAUUUGCUGAAAAAGUUGGUUAUCCAGUUUUGGUUCGUCCAUCUUAUGUCUUGUCUGGUGCUGCUAUGAACACUGUCUAUUCUAAAGAUGAUUUGGCUUCAUACUUGACCCAAGCCGUUGAUGUUUCUCCAGAUUAUCCGGUUGUCAUUACCAAAUAUAUUGAAAAUGCCAAAGAAAUUGAAAUGGAUGCCGUUGCUAAAGACGGUAAAAUGAUCAUGCACGUUGUUUCUGAACACGUUGAAAAUGCUGGUGUCCAUUCUGGUGAUGCCACUUUGAUUGUUCCACCACAAGAUUUGGAUCCAGAAACCGUCAGAAGAAUUGUUGAAGCCACUGCCAAGAUUGGUAAGGCUUUGGAUAUCACUGGUCCAUACAACAUUCAAUUUAUUGCCAAAGAUAACGAUAUCAAGGUUAUUGAAUGUAACGUUAGAGCUUCAAGAUCUUUCCCAUUUGUUUCUAAGGUUGUCGGUGUUGAUUUGAUUGAGAUGGCCACCAAGGCUAUGAUGGACUUGCCACUUGUUCCAUACCCAGGUGAAAGAUUACCAGAAGAUUAUUGUGCUGUUAAAGUUCCACAAUUCUCCUUCUCUAGAUUGGCUGGUGCUGAUCCUGUUUUGGGUGUUGAAAUGGCUUCUACUGGUGAAGUUGCCACUUUUGGUAGAAACAAAUACGAAGCCUACUUGAAAUCUUUGAUUUCAACUGGUUUCAAAUUGCCAAAGAAGAAUAUCUUGUUCUCUAUUGGUUCAUUCAAGGAAAAACAAGAAUUGUUACCAAGUAUUGCCAAAUUGCACGAAUUGGGUUACAAGAUUUUUGCCACUGCUGGUACUGCUGAUUUCAUUAAAGAACAUGGUAUCCCAGUUCAUUAUUUGGAAGUUUUGAGCAAAGAUGAAGAUCAAAAGUCCGAAUAUAACUUGAGUCAACAUUUGGCUAACAACUUGAUUGACUUGUAUGUCAAUUUACCAUCUGCCAACAGAUUCCGUCGUCCAGCUUCUUACAUGUCCAAGGGUUACGAAUCUCGUCGUAUGGCUGUUGAUUAUGCUGUCCCAUUGGUUACCAAUGUUAAGAACGCUAAAUUGUUGGUUGAAGCCAUCGCAAGAAACAUUUCAUUGGAUGUUUCCAACAGAGACGCUCAAACUUCUCACGGUACUGCCGUUAUCCCAGGUUUGAUCAACAUCACUGCUUUUGCUACUUCAUUUGAUGAUUUCGAAGAAACCACCAAAGAAUCAUUAGCUGCUGGUUUCACCUUCAAUGCUUUCUUGCCACACACCCAAGCCGGUGCUUCAGUCACUGAUUACAGAUCUCUUGUUGAUGCCAUUGAUGCUGUUGGUGCUGCUGCUUACACUGAUUAUUCAGUUGCCGUUGCUGCUACCGAAACCAACUCUCAAAGUGCCAGUGAUGCUGCCGACAAUGCUGGUUCUUUGUUUGUUCCAUUCAAUGAUUUUGCCAACUCUAAGGUUUCUGCCCUUACAGCUCAAUUCACCUCAUGGCCAACCAGUAAACCAAUUGUUACUGAUGCUAAAACCACUGAUUUGGCUUCUGUUUUGUUGUUGGCUUCCUUAUACAACAGAUCCAUCCAUAUCACUAACGUUUCUUCUAAAGAAGAUUUGGAUUUGAUUAAGAUGGCUAAAGACAAGGGAUUACAAGUUAGUUGUGAUGUUGCUGUUCAUGCUUUGUUUGUGUCUAAGAAUGAAUUAAACUUCCCAUUCUUGCCAGCUAAGGAAGAUCAAGAAUACUUGUGGGCUAACUUGGAUCAAGUUGAUUGUUUCUCCAUUGGUGUCUUGCCAUACUUGAUUGCUAAAGCUUGUAAUGUUAAGAUUGUUCCAGGUUUGGGUAUCAAAGAAGUUAUCCCAUUGUUGUUGACUGCUGUUAGAGAUGGUAAACUUACCAUUGAUGACAUCACAGCUAAAUUCCACGACAAUCCAGCUAGAAUCUUCAACUUGCCAAAACAAGAUGCUCAAGUUGUUGUUGAUUUGGACAGAUUUGCUGAAGUUGAACCAGUUUACCCAGAAUUUGCUAAAUUGAGAUUGAGAGGUGCCAUUGAAAGAGUUUCUUUCCAUAAUGAAACUGUUGUUUUGGAUGGUGCUGUUUUGGCUACUGGUAUCUUGGGUAAGAAUGAAGUUGCUCCAAGAAGUAUAUUUGGUUCUACCGCCGGUGUUGCUGAAUCACCAAGACUUGGUAACAAGAGAGUUUCAUUUGGUGGUGCUGAUAUCCGUCGUCCAUCAUUCACUCCAGAAACUCCACAACCACAACCAGCUGUUUUUGAAAAAUUGGGUUCUGAAUUGGUUUCUCAACCAAUUGCUGGAUCUUUGGGUGAAAUUGCUGCAUUGAGUGAUUACAUUAGAAACAACAAUGCUUUCUUGAGAAACAACUUUAUCUCAGUUAAGGAUAUCACCAGAUCUGACUUGCAUUCUUUGUUUGCUGUUGCCCAAGAAAUGAGAGCUCAAGUUGAAAGACAAGGUGUUUUGGAUAUCUUGAAAGGAAGAGUUUUGGCUACCAUGUUCUAUGAACCAUCUACUAGAACUUCUACUUCAUUUGAUGCUGCUAUGCAAAGAUUAGGUGGUAGAGUUGUUGCUGUUGAUAGUGCUUCCUCAUCAGUUAAAAAGGGUGAAACUUUACAAGAUACCAUCAGAACUUUAUCAUGUUAUGCUGAUGCUAUUGUUUUGAGACAUCCAUCUGAAUCCUCAGCUGAUGUUGCUGCCAAAUACUCUCCAGUUCCAAUUAUCAAUGCUGGUAAUGGUACUAAAGAACACCCAACUCAAGCUUUGUUAGAUUUGUUCACCAUCAGAGAAGAAUUAGGUACUGUCAAUGGUAUCACUGUUACCUUCAUGGGUGAUUUGAAAUACGGUAGACCAGUUCAUUCCUUGUGUCAAUUAUUGAAACAUUACAAUGUUAGAGUUCAAUUGGUUGCACCAAAAGAAUUGGCUAUUCCAGAAGAAAUCAGACAACUUUUGAUUGAAAACAAUAUGUUGAAGAUUGAAAGUGAAGAAUUAACUAAAGAUAUUCUUGCCAAAUCUGAUGUUUUGUACUGUACUAGAGUUCAAGAAGAAAGAUUUUCUGAUAAAGAACAAUAUCAAAGAUUGAAAGAUACUUAUAUUGUUGAUAACAAGAUCUUGAGUAAUGCUAAACAACACAUGUGUGUUAUGCAUCCAUUACCAAGAACUAAUGAAAUCAGAGAAGAAGUUGAUUUCGAUCAAAGAGCUGCUUAUUUCAGACAAAUGAGACAUGGAUUAUUUAUUAGAAUGGCUUUAUUAGCUAUGGUUAUUGGCGUUGAUUUUUAA
Messenger RNA from Candida tropicalis MYA-3404, 6126 nucleotides. RefSeq names its product bifunctional carbamoylphosphate synthetase/aspartate transcarbamylase (gene URA2). Lineage: Eukaryota; Fungi; Ascomycota; Pichiomycetes; Serinales; Debaryomycetaceae. Gene Ontology annotation, molecular function: aspartate carbamoyltransferase activity; ATP binding; amino acid binding. Gene Ontology annotation, biological process: L-arginine biosynthetic process; 'de novo' pyrimidine nucleobase biosynthetic process. The transcript has a single exon. The record is from RefSeq and is a predicted model, not a curated record. The coding region runs from base 1 to 6126 and encodes 2041 amino acids. Gene Ontology annotation, cellular component: carbamoyl-phosphate synthase complex; cytoplasm.